AGCGAGCCUGUAUUCAUGUACAGGCUCAGUCACCAGGAACAUAUUCUCAUUGAUGUUGCCCUGAUGUUUUAAAAUAAAUAUGGGAAAAGAAAGCAAGAAUCAAAAUUGCAAGACAAUGCCGUUUCAAAUGCAGCUGUAAUGUAAGCUACUAAAGUAAAUAUUAUAAAGAUCAUUAAGUACAUUUAAUUUUUUUCGGUUUGUAUCCGUAUGACUGUAAACGCAAUAGUAGGCUAAACGUCUUGCAGCUUUGAUGGUCUUAUGGGCGUUUUAUUUUAUUUUUACGAUGAGGUCACUUUCGUUCAUUUCAAGAGGAUUGCUCUGGAUGACGUCAGAUCUCUUAUUCUCCCUAAAAAUGGCAAUGGGAAGAAUUGGGACCAGGCGUGUAGCUAUCUCACAAAGACACAUCAGGGGGAACAUGAACUGACACGACGUUACAUCUAAUCCCUCAUAGAAUAAAUCAGAUGCAGUGUUCCGCGGUGAGGAUGUUGAACCUACUACGCCCUCUACUGGUCGUCUGGAUGUACCUCCUCGUCUCCAGCCACGCCGCCCCAAGAUACAACAACGGCUUUUUCUACCACGACAUCAUGAACGGCGAUGGCAACGGAGAGAUCUAUUUCAACGGGGUGCGUCUCCACGUGGAGUCCCCCGAGCCCUCGGUGUCGGCGGCCAGGGGUAGUAAUGUUACCCUGCCCUGUCACUACCGCUAUGAACCCGAGAUCAAUGGCCCCCGUCGGACCCGGGUCAAAUGGUCUUGGCUGCCCACCAACGGCGCCAGCACGACCACCCAUGAGACCGACGUGAUGGUCGCCAUGGGCAACCGUCACCGUAGCUACGGCAGCUUCCAGGGGAGGGUGCGCCUGCGUCGGGCUGCUCCAGGGGACAUGUCGCUGGUGAUCAAGGAGCUGCACCUGAACGACACGGGCCGCUACCGCUGUGAGGUCAUCGACGGGCUGGAGGACGAAAGCGUGACGGUGGAGCUGGAGCUGCGAGGAGUGGUAUUUCCCUACCACUCCCAGAAGGGCCGCUACCAUUUCAACUUCCUGGGGGCCCAGCGUGCGUGUGAGGAGCAGGAUUCGACCCUGGCCACCUUCGACCAGCUCUUUGCCGCCUGGGAGGAGGGGCUUGACUGGUGCAACGCCGGCUGGUUGGCUGAUGGGACGGCUCAGUACCCAAUCACCACACCGCGGGAGCCCUGUGGGGGCGUGGACUUAGCCCCUGGUCUCCGUAGUUAUGGACAACGCCACCGCCACCUCCACCACUUUGAUGCCUUCUGUUUCUCAGCUGCCCCCAAGGGGACAGUAUACUUCCUGAAACAACCCCAGAAGUUCAACUUCACCGAGGCGGUGGCAGCGUGCGUUGACGACGGCGGUCACAUCGCUAAGGUGGGCCAACUCUACGCCGCCUGGAGGUUCAUGGGAUUGGACCUCUGCGUCGCGGGCUGGUUGGCCGAUGGGAGCGUCCGUUACCCCAUCGCCAAGGUCCACCCUAACUGCGGCCCCUCAGAGCCAGGGGUGCGUCAUGUCGGAUUUCCUCCUCAGCAGCAGAAAUACAGUGUCUACUGCUAUCGGUAAACCCCCCCCUCAACGAUAACCAUCAUUUAUCAGUAUGAAGCAGUACUACAGUAUGACAGAUAGCCUAUACUAGUCACCUUCUCUAUUCACCACAGACAGUGCACUGUCACACAACCCUAGCCUGCAUGCUACUUAGCAUUAGCUAGUUCUGCUCUCACAGCGUCCGCUGUAUAGUCAUAGUGAACUGUCUUAAUCUCCUUAUAUUGAACAUACUAUCAGUCAUACUCCCUGCUGAGACUCCAACCAGUACUGAUACACAUACUGUAUACUGGCUAUUUAGGGUUGUGUUGUCAGGUUUGACUCACGGUAAACUCAGGGAAGGUGUUCAACCCACAGCAUUGCCCUUGUGAUGCUUUGCCAGUGAUUUUGUUGUCCAACCAAGGUCUUUCCCUUGGUGUUUUGUUGAACUGUGUGUUGCUAUCUCCCUGUUCCUGAAGUCAUUUCAGUUCAAUGUAUGUCAUUCAUAGUCUUAGGCACAUUUCUGGAUGAUCCUCUUUAUGUUAGAAUAUCUUUUCUUGUUUUUUUAUAAGGGUUGGAAUGGAAUGAUGAACUUAAUGACAAUGAAUACUUUAUCUUUUUUUACAUUUACAACAAAAAAAAUCUAAAAACCCUGUUUUUGCUUUUGUUGUUAUGAUGUUUUGUGUGUAGAUUGAUGAGGGGGAAAAUAAGGAAUAUGAUUAACGUUGUAACGUAAAACAAAAUGUCAAAAAAGUCAAGGGUUCUGAAUACUUUCCGAAUGCACUGUAGACUAUGUCAUGUUGGAAGGGGAUUUGACAGUAUUUUAUGACCUUGUAGAGGAGCUCAGUGUUAAAAGGCUUCCAUCUGUAUCGUGCUACUUUAAAUCAGGUUGUCUGACUAAUUAAAUCAUGCUACUUUAAAUCAGGUUGUCUGACUUUAAGUGUUCUACCAAAUGAAUAAAAUAAUGUCAAUGGUCAA
This is a messenger RNA of Salvelinus fontinalis (brook trout), 2507 nucleotides long. RefSeq names its product hyaluronan and proteoglycan link protein 3-like. NCBI's taxonomy places the organism in Eukaryota, Metazoa, Chordata, Actinopteri, Salmoniformes, Salmonidae. The transcript has 5 exons. The coding region runs from base 462 to 1571 and encodes 369 amino acids. Gene Ontology annotation, biological process: cell adhesion. Gene Ontology annotation, molecular function: hyaluronic acid binding. The record is from RefSeq and is a predicted model, not a curated record.